Paramecium pentaurelia is the source of this 420-nucleotide messenger RNA. NCBI's taxonomy places the organism in Eukaryota, Ciliophora, Oligohymenophorea, Peniculida, Parameciidae. The record is from the annotation of a GenBank genome assembly.
AUGUCAUUUCAAUAAUUUCGAAAUAUUAAAAUACAACUAUUUGGUGGUAUGAUUAUUAAUACUUUUGGAAUUAUAGGUUCAGAAACAUUUUUUGGAUUAAUUUUGAGGUAGUUGAAUAAAGUAGAAAAUAUUCAUGAGUGUUAUGUUGUGUACCUGUUAUUUAUAAGAAUUUUCUUUUUAUGGGGAUUUAUAUUUUUAGGAUAUUUGAAUCAAGCAGUUUUCUAGCUGAAAGUUAAUAAGUCAAAAAAUUAUUUAAAUGGAAUGAUAAUUCACUUGCUUUUGGUAACAUUAAUAAAAGAAUUAAAGGAUUUGUUAUCUAUUAGCAGGUUAGGAUCAAUUGUAGGUUCGAUUAUAGAUCCUUAUGCUUCCUUAAACAAUGAUUUGUCUCAAAGCUUGCUAAUAUGUUUUUAAAUAGCAUGA